AUGUUCGUCUGCAGUGGAACAGCAAGACUUCAGUCCAGCAGCACCUUAGAGACCAAUGACAUUUUUGAGGUGAACCCUUUUGAGAGUCAAGGCUCCGUUUGUCUGAUACAGGUCUCUUCCAGUCCCUCAGAGAGAGAUUCUCACCUGCUGGAUCUACAACAAAUAUUUGUGGGAUUCCAGUACCCACCUGAUCCAUAUAAAUGCAUGGAGUGCGGGAAGAGCUUCAGGAGGAGUGGACACCUAAUUUCCCAUCAAAGAAUUCAUACAAGGGAAGAACCAUAUAAAUGCCUGGAGUGUGGGGAAAUCUUCAGUAGGAGUGGAGACCUUACUUCCCAUCAAAGAGUUCAUACAGGAGAGAAACCAUAUAAAUGUCUGGAGUGUGGGAAAAGUUUCAGAAGGAAUGAAAAUCUCAUUUUCCAUCAAAGUAUUCACACAGGGAAGAAACCAUAUCAAUGCCUGGAGUGUGGGAAAAGCUUCAGUCGGAAUGACAGUCUUACUUCCCAUCAAAGAAUUCACACAGGGGAGAAACCAUAUCAAUGCCUGGAGUGUGGGAAAAGCUUCAGUUGUAAUGGGAGUCUUACUUCCCAUCAAAGGAUUCACACAGGGGAGAAACCAUAUAAAUGUCUGGAGUGUGGGAAAAGCUUCAGUAAUAAUUCAGAACUUUCUGCCCAUCAAAGAAUUCACACAGGGGAGAAACCUUAUAACUGCACGGAGUGUGGGAAAAGCUUCCGUCACAGGAGAACCCUUACUACCCAUCAAAGGAUUCACACAGGGGAGAAACCAUAUCAAUGCCUGGAGUGUGGGAAAAGCUUCAGUCGGAAUGACAAUCGUACUUCCCAUCAAAGAAUUCACACAGAGAAACCACAUAAAUGUCUGGAGUGUGGGGAAAGCUUCAGUAAUAAUGCAAAACUUUCUGCCCAUCAAAGGAUUCACACAGGGGAGAAACCAUUUACAUGCCUGGAGUGUGGGAAAAGCUUCAGUCGGAAUGACCGUCUUACUUCCCAUCAAAGAAUUCACACAGGGGAAAAACCAUAUAAAUGCCUGGAGUGUGGGAAAAGCUUCAGAAAUAAUCGCAGACUUACUUCCCAUCAAAGAAUUCACACAGGGGAGAAAUAUCAAUGCCUGGAGUGUGGGAAAAGCUUCAGUUAUAAUGGCAGUCUUACGAUCCAUCAAAGGAUUCACACAGGGGAGAAACCUUAUAAGUGCCUGGAGUGUGGGAAAAGUUUCAGAUGGAAUAGCAAUCUUACUAGACAUCAACGAGUUCAUACAGGAGAGAAACCAUAUAAAUGUCUGGAGUGUGGGAAAAGCUUCAGUCACAGGGGAACCCUUACUAUCCAUCAAAGGAUUCACACAGGGGUGAAACCAUUUACAUGCCUGGAGUGUGGGAAAAGCUUCAUUUAUAAUGGCAUGCUUACUAUCCAUCAAAGGAUUCACACAGGGGAGAAACCUUAUAAGUGCAUAGAGUGUGGGAAAAGUUUCAGUCGGAAUGGCCAUCUUACUAAACAUCAAAGAAUUCACACAGGGCAGGACCUAUGUAAAUGUUUGGAGUGUGGGAAAAGCUUCUGUAAUAAUGACGUACUUUCUUCCCAUCAAAUGAUCCAUACAGGGGAGAAACCAUAUAAAUGUCUGGAGUGUGGGAAAAACUUCAGGCGGAGAGAUAGUCUUAUUUCCCAUCAAAGAAUUCACAUGGAGGAGAAACCAUAUAAAUGCCUGGAGUGUGGGAAAAGGUUCAGUUCGAAUAAUGGUCUUACUUACCAUCGAAGAGUUCACACAGGGGAAAAACCAUAUUCCUGCCUGGAGUGUGGGAAAAGCUUCCGAUUCACACAGGAGGAACCAUAUAAAUGUCGAGUGUCGGAAAAGCUUCCGUCUCCAUAA
This is a messenger RNA of Euleptes europaea (tarantolino), 1875 nucleotides long. RefSeq names its product zinc finger protein 883-like. The coding region runs from base 1 to 1875 and encodes 624 amino acids. The transcript is spliced from 4 exons. The record is from RefSeq and is a predicted model, not a curated record. Lineage: Eukaryota; Metazoa; Chordata; Lepidosauria; Squamata; Sphaerodactylidae.